AGUAGAUGGCGAGCAUCAAAUGUUGGACUUUUUUUUAAUAUUUAUACUGCCGAUGAAUAUCUGACAUAUUUAGCUAUGACGUGCAGGUAUACAUGUCAGCCAACGAUAAUCGAGCAGUCUGUGUCAGCCACCGAGCUCGAGACAUAAAAAGCUCGCGCUUCACGUUCUCCGACCCAAUCCGUUCUUGUCCUUCGACUUCUUCUCUCUUACGCUUGUUUCUUGCAUUUGCUACCCCACAUUCGUUCAUAAUGCGCUCCCUUUCAAUGCUCGCUCUCGUGCUCCCUGCCGUGCUCGCAGUCCCUCUUGAAGUUACCACUCAUCACCAAUAUUCACCUUCUUCCUGCGUCAUCGCAGACGUUGCUUAUCCAGAUCCUCGACAUGCCCUUGUGCUCCUUGGUAGACGAGAACUCAGCCCUCCUACCGGACUAUCUGAGCGCACUUUCACCGACCUCCUAGUCUGGUGCCACGAGUUUGGUCGUUCAUCCUCUGGUUUGCUCGUUGCUCGUCAGGAAGGUGGCUGCUCUUCUGGAGCUUUUGGUGGUCCGGUAGGGAGUGAUAGCACGGCUGGCACAACCAAUCCAGGAGACGCUCCGCAGAAUUCUUCAGCGUCUGGUUAUCAGAGCGCAGGUUCUUCCGCCGCCGAGCCUCCGACGACCCCCGCAACUUCUACACCUGCUGUUUCACCUGCCAACUCUGUCGCUCGUCCUGCAUCUCCGGGAGACACGCCUCCAGGAAUGUCUGGAGGUGCAACUGACCCCACGACAUCUGGCACGUCAACCGAUACUCCCACUAAGAGCGACGUUUCUAAAGAUGCCGGAACUCCUGCAGGAAUCAAUCCCUCUGGAAACGAUACUGCGACCACAGGCCCGGCAAAUAGCAACGCAUCUGAUAACGGGAGUGCAUCUGCGAUACCACAGUCCACCCCACCCGCACCUACCACUCCCUCCUCUGCGACAUCUCCGUUUCUAAUUGUCAGCGGCACCAGUCCUGUCGCGGACAUCAAUGCAUCGGACAGUCAGGCGAACGGAAUAACAGCGUCAUACAUACCCUCAGGUGCAGCACCCCAGACUUCUCCAGAUGGUACCGUCAACGGUGGUACGAUGCCACAGACUGUCCCUGAUGGUACUUCCAACGGUGGUACGAUGCCCCAGACUGCCCCGGAUAGUAUCACCAAUGGUGGUUCAACGCCACAGACUGUUCCCGAUGGUACUAUCAAUGGCGGUACUCCACAAACUGUCCCGGAUGGUACUGUCAACGGUGGUACGCCCCCUUCCCCUAUUGCUGAAACAGGUACUUCUGGUUGCCCAAAUCAUUUUGUGGACGUUACGGGCGUUAUUUCUGUGAGCGUGGCGAGUGCGGAGACUUGUGAUAGCGUGUAGAUUCCUGUAGCAUUGUAACGCAAAUAUGUUUUAAGUUUCCCAAUACCGAUGAGGGGUGUCCCAAAAUGGCAGUUGUGCAAAACAAC
Molecule: messenger RNA, 1465 nt
Organism: Suillus bovinus
Lineage: Eukaryota; Fungi; Basidiomycota; Agaricomycetes; Boletales; Suillaceae
Exons: 2
Coding region: 93-1379 (428 amino acids)
Source: RefSeq, a predicted model, not a curated record